This is a messenger RNA of Ictalurus furcatus (blue catfish), 3728 nucleotides long. It is a transcript of the gene tab1, whose product is annotated as TGF-beta activated kinase 1/MAP3K7 binding protein 1. The transcript has 11 exons. The coding region runs from base 1476 to 2834 and encodes 452 amino acids. Lineage: Eukaryota; Metazoa; Chordata; Actinopteri; Siluriformes; Ictaluridae. Gene Ontology annotation, cellular component: cytosol. Gene Ontology annotation, molecular function: protein serine/threonine phosphatase activity. The record is from RefSeq and is a predicted model, not a curated record. Gene Ontology annotation, biological process: protein dephosphorylation.
UCCACUGGCGUUUUUUUUCCCCCAGCAGGGUUUAUAAAAAAAAAUAUCUCUCACUGAACUGCAACUUUAUUCUUAACAUCUUGUAGAUUUCUUUUUAAGCGGUGGCCCUUAAACGCCCCUCAUGCUAGUGUACCACCUACAGUGGUGUAGAUGUUUGAAACUGAGCCCUGUAGCCGAAGAUAACCGAACGUCUCCGAAUGGUUACGAAAUCCUAAAAGUCCCGUUUCCGCUUCAAGAUGGCGGCGUCGCGCAAGCCACUGAUGCAUAGUGUAAGCCAACAAUUACACAUUGUCGCUUUUUUUCCCCUCUGUUUGUACCAUGCUGUUUAUUUACAAAUCUAGCUAAUUGGUCUUGUUUUACGCUGUCAAAAAAAUGAAGUAUAACACUUGUUUAGUUAGCCUGCUAGCAUUUAAAUAUCCAUAUAACACUUGUCUACUUUGCUAUACCUAGUUAGUCAUAUCUAAAGAGGAAGAAAAAAUAAAUGAAUAAUUAUACCGUGCUAAAGAAUUAAGUAUAUAACUUUUGGAGACUGUUUGCACUUUGCAGUGUCUUUACGAGAUUAGAAUAUACAGUGAUGUUACUGGAAACAGGUUAGCAUUGCUAACUUUCGUGGGUUCAAUCCCAAACGGCACUAAUACUACUUACUACACAGCGCAUGAAAAAUUAGCUUCUGCGCCCUUUCUAGUGCACUACAUGUCCCUUAUGUGACGAUUUGGGAUUUAGACACUAUACGUUUACUUGGCUAAACUGACCGACAUAGAAGUCCUAAAAUUAUAUAAACUGAUAAACUAGUGGCCUUCAGCGGUGAGUUAGUAGGAUGUUAAAGGUACAGAAUGUUCUCAGAACUCAUAAAUCAGUGAACAUGAGCAAUAUGGAGGUGUUUGAGAAGGUUCUGGAUGUUAUUACACAUGUACUGUAUAGCACAAAUCUGGUAAAUCUGUCAAGUAGAGGUCGAGCGAUUAGUGGUUUUAACCGAUAAUUAAGUUGGGCAGGACUUACCUGCCGAUAAUCGAUUAAUCAACCGAUUCCCAAAUCGAUUCUGAAUGAAAACAUAACACUCAAAGGAAAGCAACUGCAUUACAAAACUACACCGUACUGAGUUUACCAUGAAAACGUACUGUACUUUUAAAAAAUGAAAUCAAUAUAUGAAUAUUAAUAUAUAUUAAGUACACCGCCUGGCCAAAGAAAAGUCGCUCACGCUCAAAUUUCGUCGCACCAUCUUUAGCUCUGAUUACAGCGCAUGUUCAUCGUGGCAUUGUUUUUUGCCCGAGAUCUUGUUUUGAGGCCGGGAGAGUCGAACCGCUCCAUGAAGUCUUCUCCAGCAUGUCCCAAACACUUUCGAUGGGGUUAAGGUCAGGACUCUGUGGUGGCCAAUUCAGCACCAGAGCUGGACAGAUGACCUGCCCCUGUGCCAGCUGUGUGGUGUGGGCACAGCCCCAAACUGUGUGUACAGCCCUGAUGGCAAAAGCAACCAAAUGCACCCUAACGAGGACGGCCACUUCCGCUUCAUUACCGAUGGUUGUUUCCUGUAUGGGGUGUUUAAUGGUUACGACGGCUGCCGAGUGGCCAAUUUUGUGUCUCAGUGUCUGACUGCAGAGCUUCUACUCGGCCAGCUCAACUCUAACCACUCUGACGCAGAUGUCCGUCGCAUCCUCACACAGGCUUUUGAUGUAGUGGAGAAGAGUUACUUUGAGACCAUCGAUGACGCACUGGCAGAAAAGGCCAACCUUCAAGCACAACUCCCAGAGGGGGCGAUGUUUCACCAGCUGUCUCCUCAGAGUCAAAAAAUUGCAGAGAGGCUGAAGAAUCUGGAGCAGGAGGUGUCUGGAGGAGCCACAGCUGUAGUCGCUCUCAUUCUCAACAACAAGCUGUACAUCGCUAAUGUGGGCACCAAUCGAGCUCUGCUGUGCAAGUACACCAGUGACCGUCAGAAUCAGGUGAUUCAGAUUGGACGAGCCCACACAACCGAUAACGAAGAUGAGCUGGGCAGACUGGCUCAGCUAGGUCUGGACCCAAAUAGGCUCAGACAGACGGGGAUAAUCGCAGGCCAGAGCAGUCUGAGGCGGAUAGGAGACUACAAGGUGAAAUUCAACUACACAGACAUCGAUGUCCUGAGUGCGGCCAAGAGUAAGCCAAUCAUCGCAGAGCCCGAGAUUCACGGCGGCCAGUCAUUGGAUGGAGUCACAGGCUUCCUGUUGCUGAUGUCAGAGGGGCUCAUUAAGGCCCUCGAGGCAGCCCAUGGACCUGAGCAGGCCAAUCAGGAGAUGGUUGCCAUGGUGUCGGCGGAGUUGGCCCAACAGGGCAACGUGGAGGUGGUGGCCCAGUCGGUGGUGGAGCGCGUGAAGCGGCUGCAUCAUGACGCCUACGCCAGACAGAGAGCGGUGCAGUGUUCACGCCACGAGGACAUGACCCUGCUCAUUCGCACCAUUAAUUACCCUCUAUCAGACGGCUCACUUACUCCAACACAAGGUGGGCGUAUCUACCCGGUGUCUGUGCCCUAUUCGAACAACCAGAGCACCAGUAAGACGAGCGUGACCCUGUCUUUGGUCAUGCCAGCCCAGGGAACACUCACCAAUGGGACCAACACGGCUUCCACACUGGAAGGAGGCACCCCCACGCCUGGGCAAAGUCCCACGGCUACGCUUCAGUCCAACACACACACGCAGAGUUCCAGCUCUAGCUCGGGCGACGGGAGCCUCUUCAGACAGCGUGCGAGCCAGGCGGCACAGCCAGACGAGACGGGCCGCGUUCCGCCCUACGUCGACUUCACCCAGUUCUAUCAGAUGUGGGGCACGGAGCACAGCGAGGGAGCAAGAGGUCCAGGACCUCAGUGAGGGCUCGACAGAGGACAGAUCGAGAAUGAGGUAGCUUCCAGCAGUACUGACAAUGGAUUGUAAUGGCAUGCAGUUACACCACUUGCCAAUUUGCUGCCUUCUGUAUGGACUUUAUUAAGGCCAAAGUGUUUAAUAGCCUCAUUCUCCAGAUAAUAGCCUGGAUUCGCAGUGUCUGCCUUUUCCGUUUGGUGCAGGAGCAUUGUUCAAUUACAGGUCAGUUUCCAUUGGGCGACGAAAUGCGAAAUUUAAUAUUAUUAUUAUUGUUAUUAAUGCUCUGAUAUGUCUCUUUUUAUAUUAUAGUUUACCCCUGCUGAUCAGAGCUAAUCAGUUCAAAUUUCAUAAAAUAUCAUCAUGAUACUGUUGAAGUUAUAGAGGGUAUUAUAGAUCAACGUAUCAUGACUACCAGGGAAACAACACAGCAUUAUACAAUUCAGUGACAGGGUGAGUCAUAAACCGUACAAACUAGUUGGCAACAAUAUCACACCACGAUUCUUAGUUCUUACUCUCACAGUGUAAGUGAAAGAAAUAUGGCUGUUUUACAAUAAAAAUCUGAUUUUAUUAAAAGUAAAAGUAAGCUGUUGGUAACAUCAAAAAUUGGAUUCAGCAUCCAAACAUAUGGAACAUAAAAUUCUGGUACUGGGGGUGACAGUGGAAUUACUCCACGUCAUACUAUAUACACAAAACAUUGAGAAAGUGUAGCUUAACCUAUUUCAUUGUGAUAGCAAUACUAAAUUGUUGCAUCACCCAGCUCAAAACUGUGACACAUGGACACUGCUCUUUGAGCUGCUUUGUUUUACGGUGUGUGGGUUAAAGUCGUAGUCCAGAUGCUGGAAAUCUGCAUGCUAAUAUCGCACACCGGGUUGCGUUCUUUCACCGACUCCUAGUAGCUGACGA